Messenger RNA from Aphanomyces invadans, 1356 nucleotides. RefSeq lists its product as hypothetical. The record is from RefSeq and is a predicted model, not a curated record. The transcript has 4 exons. Bases 1 to 1356 code for a protein of 451 amino acids. NCBI's taxonomy places the organism in Eukaryota, Oomycota, Saprolegniomycetes, Saprolegniales, Verrucalvaceae.
AUGGUCGAAGGCGGUGACCUGUGGGACGAGUUCCUGUGCUUGGACGACGUCGGGCUUCUGUACCACGGAUCUGGCACAUCCUUGCUGGAGCAGGAUGUCCUCGGUGCUGCCAUCGAUAUCAUUGAUUCACCGCCGAGAAAGUUGAAGCGACGUCGUUUCAACGUCGCUAAGGAGGAACUCACGGCACUUCGACAGACGCUUGUCGAUCUCACACGACAGUUGGAAGCAUUGACUGAAUCCCGAUCGAAAGUCAGCGCACCGUCGCAUCACAUAUCGAUCUGGGCUGCCGCUGCUCGGCAUGAACGCGUGGAAGCGCGGCGGGCGUCCGAUGAGAACGCCGCCCUCCGGAGCGCAGUUGAAGAGCGGGCCGCAUCUAUUGAGCAUCUUCGGCGCAUCGUUUUCAAGAAAACAUCGCAGUUGACGGACCAUCCCAUUACGAAUGAUCUCUGGCGAACCUACCACCUCCCGGCGGCUACCGGACGUCGGCUCGCCGCAAUCCACGCAAUCGCGGACCUACAGCGCCGCCGCCACGUCGAGAUCUUUAUGCAGGCUGGCGUUCUUGCCCAAGACGACGACUUGUACCAAGCCAAACCCAUUACGUUACCCGACUUCCGACCGGGUUUACAGGUCAUCAACCAUGUAAACUUGCCAAUUCCAUAUCACACUGCAACGUCGGCAUGCUGGGAAUCGCUGGCCGGCAGCUGGAGACCAUCGUCGCGUUCUCGGGCACAAGAAACUCUCGAGCAUAUUGACGACGACACAGUGUACGACCGGUUCACGGACCAUUUGCAGGCGGAGCCGCAGUUGGACACGACGGACGUGCCGACGGCCGUGUCGAACACCAUUCGUAAACGCUUUCACGGACCCGACAAGGACGUUGUCAUAUGCCGUACGGUUCUUGUCGAUGCGGCGCAUCCUGUCGACGACAGCGGAGCCGCUCCCAACCUGGUCGACGACAUGGCGGGAUGGAUUGUUACACGGCCGCAUCCAGACGCCCCUGCUACCUCUUGCCGCUUCACGAGUCUCUUCCAAGUGCCGCUGGAAGCGCACGGGGUGCAGAACGCUCCCAGGACGAGAUACGACAUGGACGCGAUCUUGGCCGUGAUCAAGAACAUGUCGUUCGUGUCGACGCCGACGGCGGCCAGCCCGACCAUGCACAUCGACACGCAGUCGAUGGAUUUGACAACCAUUUCGACACCGAUUCCAUCCAUGGGCACGUUCCUCGGCCGUGGGAAGGCAUUUGAACAGGCCAUCAAGGCGUCAUUGAACGCUGCCAUUGCUGCCUUACUUCCGGCGCCCUCGGCAUCCCAGCCCGCGGCCACCACCGCGAGGCGACCUGUCGAAGCAGUUGUGUAG